Molecule: messenger RNA, 2511 nt
Organism: Adineta steineri
Lineage: Eukaryota; Metazoa; Rotifera; Eurotatoria; Adinetida; Adinetidae
Source: the annotation of a GenBank genome assembly
AUGGAUAACGUCGAAGAUAUAACUAUUGAUAUCGGUAAUGAUGAUGAUCGAGAUGGUGAAGAGAAAAACAAUUUAAGAAAUAUUGAUACAGCAUCUCCUCCAUCGGAAAAUGACAAAAUUCCAACAUUUCAAACAGCAAAUAUUCGUAUUGCUCAAAAUUUUCUUAUUGUUUGGUUAGACAAAAUUUUUAAUGAAGUUGAUCAUGCUGAUUGUAUUGAUAGUAUUACACAACUAAGAGAAAUAGUGAAUACUGUACAGAUAUUUUCAAAUAUUGAUCAAUGCAUUGAUUUUAUUUCUAGUAUUGAAGAUGAAAAAAUUUUUAUAAUUUCUUCCGAAGAAUUUGGUCAAACUAUAGUUCCUAUUGUUCAUGAUAUGUCACAAAUACAUUCAAUUUAUGUUUCUUCGGAACAAACAAUACAAGAUGAAGAAUGGAUUGAUGAAUGGUCGAAAAUCAAGGGUAUUUUUAAUAGUAUUACAUUAAUUUGUGAAGAAUUAAAACUUGCUGUUGAUGUUUGUGAUCAAAAUUCUGUUCGUGUUAGUUUUAUUAAAUCAGCUGAUAGAUUUGCAAAUAAAAGUUUAGAUGAACUUGAUCAAUCUUUUAUGUGUAUACAAAUAUUAAAAGAAAUUUUACCAGAAAUUGAUUUCGAUCAAAGCCAUUUUAAAGAUUUUAUUAAAUAUUGUCGAGAAGAAAUAUUUGUCAAUAAUGAUGCUGAAUUAUAUAAUGUUGAUAAACUUGAACAAGAAUAUCAUCGUCGUGAUCCAAUUUGGUGGUAUACAUCGAAUUCUUUUCUAAAUUCAAUGCUCAAUAGAGCAUUACAUACAAUGGAAAUUGAUUUGAUUAUGAAAAUGGGCUUUUUUAUUCGAGAUCUUCAUCAAAAUAUUACCGAACUACAUGCUGAACAAUAUAAGAAACAGAAUCGAAAGAAUUCUUUUACUGUAUAUCGUGGUCAAGGUUUAUCUCAGGUAGAUUUUGAUGAAUUGAAAGAAACACAAGGUGGAUUAAUGCUGUUCAAUAAUUUUAUAUUGACAAGUCUAGAUCGUGCAACAUCACUAGCUACUGCUGAAAGUAGUCAAGAAAAUCCUGAUUAUGUAGGUGUUGUUUUUGAAAUAACUAUCAAUCUAUCAACAUCAUGUACUUCAUUUGUUAAUAUUCGUGAUGUUAGUUAUUUUCAAAAUGAACAAAAAAUGCUCCUUACAAUGCAUUCAGCUUUUCGUAUUGGACAAAUAAAACAAAUUGAAGGAGAUACUGAUCGUCUAUGGCAAGUUAAUUUAACUUUAACGAAUAGUAAUAAUAAUUUACAAUUAAAUCAUUUAACUGAACAUAUACGAAAAGAAAUUGAUCCUAAUCAUAAAGGAUGGUAUCAAUUAGGUUAUUUGAUGAUUAAAUUAGGUAAAUUUGAUAAAGCUCAACAAGUGUUUGACAUUAUGCUUGAGCAAACAACUGAUAUAAAUGAGAAAGCAAAGCUUUAUCAUGCACUUGGAUUGGUUAGUCAUAAUCAAGGAAGACAUCAAGAAGCGAUUGAAUUUUUUGAAAAUUCAAUCGAAAUCAAUCAGCAAAUUCUUCCACCAAUACAUAUCGAUUUAGCGGCAUCUUAUAAUGGUCUUGGUUCUGUAUAUAAUAGUAUGAAUAAAUAUUCUCGUGCAGUUAUGUAUUAUGAAAAAGCAUUUCAAAUCUAUGAAAAAACUCUUCCUUCUGAUCAUUUGGAUUUAGCUGAUUUAUACAAUAAUUUUGGAGAAGUAUAUAAUAAUAUGCAAGAAUAUUCUGAAGCACUUACGUAUUAUGAAAAAGUACUUGAAAUUAAACAAAAAGCACUUUUUCCAAGCCAUCCUGAUUUAGCUACGUGUCAUAGUAAUAUUGGUUUGUUACAUAAUACCAUGGGUGAAUAUUCGAAAGCACUUUUUUCUCAUAAAAAAGCACUUGAAAUUCGUCAAAAAUCUCUUGUUCAAAAUCAUCCAAAUCUUGCUAUAUCCUACAAAAAUAUUGGAGAAGUAUAUUAUAAUAUGCAAGAAUAUUCUGAAGCACUUAUUCAUUAUGAAAAAGCACUUGAAAUUGAACAAAAAGAAUUUACUCCAUAUCAUGCUUCUUUAGCCGAUACUUUCAAUAGUAUUGCAGGUGUAUAUGAUGAAUUGGAUGAACAUUUAAAAGCACUUACAAAUUAUGAAAAAGCACUUUACAUCUUUCAUGAAAUACUUCCACCAAAUCAUCCUUCUUUUGCUAUUUCUUAUAAUAAUAUUGCAGGAUUAUAUGAUGCGAUGGAAGAUUAUUUACAAGCACUUCUAUAUUAUAAAAAAGCACUUGAUAUUUCUUAUAAAACAUUUCCUUCGAAUCAUCCUUAUUUUGCUCCACUUUAUGGACAUAUUGGAAUGGUAUAUGUUCGAAUUGGUGACCAAAUAACAGCGCUUGAAUAUUAUGAACGAGCUCUUGAAUUAUCAGAACUAUCAUUACCUUCGAAUCAUCCUCAUCUUAAAUUAUAUAAAGAAAGUAUCGAAUAUAUAAAAAAGAACUUAUAA